UGUUGAUGUCAGCAUGGAGGGAGUAGAGGAUCAGCCUGGUGGGACUUGCAUUGGGAUGACAGCUGAUCCCGCCGUGGCGUAGAGAUGACCAGCCAGAUCGGAUUAUCUGCAACGUGUGAGCCAAGUACUGACAGGCAUAAAAAUGCCUCUCGCGCUGAUCCGAUAUGUGUUCAUGAGCAAUAUUAAAGCGAUAGAAAGAACUAAAGGGAAAUAGCAAAGUAUCCGCUCGAAUUGAAAUGCUCCUCUGCUGUUGUUUUUUGGUCGCGCCUUUUUAACAGCGCUGUGUAACGUUAACCACAUUAAAGACAUAUGACUCAAAUGAGGUCACAGAGCAGCUCCAUUAUAUGAAGAUUUCUGAUGCUUGUGGUAGUCAGGGGAUGAGCGAAAUGGAGGCCGGAUCGGUGGUGCGUGCUGUGUUUGAGUUCCUACCCAGCGUCUCAGAAGAACUUCCUCUGUUUACUGGUGAUGUCAUCGAAGUGCUCAGCGUUGUUGAUGAAUUCUGGCUGCUCGGUAUCAAAGAUGGAGUCACAGGCCAGUUUCCAAGCACUUUUGUGGAACCCGUUACAAUUCCAAGCACCAAGACAGGAGAGAAUCUCUAUGUGUGCAUCAAUGACUUUAAUUCUGUGGAGUCUGGAAGCUUACCCUUAAAGAGAGGUGAUGUAGUUGCUGCUGAAGACAGCGUGCACGAAGUUUGGAUGAGAGGCCGUAAUGCGUGGGGCUCACGUGGCCUGUUCCCCACGUCAUGUGUUAAAGAGUUGGAGCUUUCUGGUCGAUCCAGGCAGCUGUCGGAGCGUAGUGCAGCUGCCCAGGCGUCCGAACUCCCCCCGUACGCCCUGGGUCAGGCCCGCGCCCUCAUGAGCCUCCACGCCCAGCUAGACGAAGAACUUGACUUUCGUGAGGGUGAUGUCAUCACCAUCAUAGGCCUGCCAGAGCCUGGCUGGUUCCAGGGUGAGCUGUACGGCAGGACAGGGGUUUUUCCAGAGGGAUUCGUGGAGCUGCUUGGACCCCUGCACUCGCCUCAGGAGGAGCCUGAACCUCAGGUGCUGGAACAGUAUUCGGCUUACAGCAUGGAGGAAGAAGAGGUGAGAGAGGAAGAAGAGAGAGAUGAAGAUCAUUUGGUGGAAACUGAACAACAGCAGGAGGAAGAGGAGGAGGAAGAUGGAGCUGUCUACGGUGUUGCCCUUCAUGAAUUUCGGGCCCUUGAGCCCGGUGAGCUGGACUUUGAUGUAGGAGGUAGGAUCCGUAUCCUGGCCACGCUUGAGGAUGGCUGGUUGGAGGGGCAAAUACAUGGCAGAAGAGGUGUUUUCCCACAUCGAUUUGUCAAGAUAGAAGGACAGCUGCAGGUCGCACCACAACCCGAAAAUGAAAAUUGUGUUACUGGCAGAGAAGAGUGUUAUACACCUGAAAGCUCGGUUCAACAAGAUCACACAGUUCCAGAAUAUGGGCAGGAGUGGGCAACCCAGGAAGACUACACUGUGUGGGACCUGGAUUACUUUGAACGCAGAGACGAAGAAAGAAAAGAGGAAUGUGUUGGCUACACACCCUCCGAUAUAACUUCCCAAGAGAGAAAAGCAAUGCAGAAUCAAUCACAAGUUCAACCACAAAACCGAAGGAUAGAGAGACCCCCACCACCUCAAACACAACCCCACAGGGGAGUUCAAAGAAGCAGCACAAGCAAUCACGCUCGACCCCGGUUGCCUCCUAGACCCAGUUUGCAAGCCCUCAGUAACAGACAAUACAGCACCAGUUCACACACCAGCUUACGGGAACCUCCACCAGCACCCAUCACCAGGAAUCAAAGUUUAAACCCACUAACUAAAACCUCACCUAAUUCCACCUGGACAAGAAACAAUGGCCACUAUGCGUCGUAUGACAGCAGAAAACCCCUCAGUUGUAAAAUUGCUGGUGAAAAGAACAGGCAGAAGAAGGUGACACGCCACGCAAGCGUCAAUGAUGCUGAUCUAAUAUCGAAUGGUCGCAGGGACCGGUUUGGGUCGAGUUCCAGUGGGUUACCUACAUCUCAGACACUGGGAGCUUUGGCUGUGUCCGCUGGUGAUCUUGAAGCCAAGCUUUCCCAGCAGCUGAUUGAAUUCGAAAACAGUUUACCAGAUCGUGUCAACGACCCAACAGAACAAUGCAGAUGGGAGGAGAUCAGCUCCGAAUGGGGCAACAAAGUUUCCCGCCAUUACUCCAUUCUGGACUACAGCAGUGAGAGUGACAUCAUUCGUGGAUCCUCCCCGAUCGACCGUCUGUUCCCCCACACAUCCUCCCCAGCAGGCUCUGCCUCCUCCUCUCUCGAGAGACGAAAAAUGCUACGCCCACCUCCUCCUCGUCCACGGGUCCAAAGGCCACAGGCUCCUUCAAACCUGCAAUGUCUUGUCACCAGCAAUGGCCGCCUUGCUCCUCAGCCUUCCAGACCUGCACGGCCAGCACCACGGCCACCUCCUCCAUGCACCCGCACCAACACUGUGAUGCCCCGCCAGCCUCUGACUUCGUCCAACCCCUUCUACCAUUCGCCGGAAGAGGAUGAGGUAGUUGAAGAGGUGGAGGACGCAGAGGAUGCUCUGGAGAAAGAGAUGGAGAGAGAAGGAGAAAGAGAACAGGAGCAGUACAGGUUGCUCCUGAGGUUGGAGGAGGUGGAAAGAGACAUUGAUAUGUACUCCCAUACAGCCCAAGAGCUUAAGGCCAUGCUUGAAGACGAGCAGGAUGAGACCUCGAGACAACAAGCGUUAGAGAAUCUGGAGUUUUGCACAUACACCAUGGAGACACUGACUCUGGAACAGCAGCAGCUACAGGAGAUGACCCUGCUCGCCUCCCAGCCUAAGUCGCUGGAAUCAUCCCCGGCGUCAGCAUCCGCCACUGAGGAUCCUGAACAGAGGAUGCAGGAGAAAAGGUCAAAGGUCAUCGAGGAGCUUCUGCAGACCGAGCAUGACUACAUCAAGGAUCUUCAGAUGUGUGUCAAGGAGAUCUAUCAACCUCUGCAGAAGAAACAGGUCCAGGGUAUCGACUUGGAUGGUCUUUUUGGAAACAUGAACUUUGUAAUCGACCUUUCCCGUCGACUCUACAAGGACCUCCAGGACACAGACUCGAUAGGUAAUGUGUUCCUUGAGUACAAAGUUGAGUUGGAAGAAGUUUACAAGGUGUAUUGCCAAAAUCACGAUGAUGCCAUCGCUCUACUGGAGAUGUAUGAGAAGGAUGAGAACAUCCAGAAGCACGUGCUGGAGUGUCUAGAGAAGCUCAGAGGAAUAUACCGUGAGUGGGGAAAGACGAACUACAUUAAUCUGGGAUCCUUCUUGAUAAAGCCGGUGCAGAGAGUGAUGCGUUACCCGCUACUCCUCACGGAGCUUUUGAACACCACUCCAGAGUCACACCAUGACAGAAAACAGCUCACAGAGGCUGUGAUGUCCAUCAAAGAAAUCAAUGUCAAUAUUAAUGAAUACAAGAGGAGGAAAGACCUCGUGGUGAAGUACCGCAAAGGCGAUGAAGAUCGACUCAUCGACAAGAUCUCGAAGCUGAGCAUGCACUCCAUCAUCAAGAAGUCCAACAGAGUAAGCAGUCAUCUCAAGCAUCUGACUGGAAUUUCACCUCAGAUCAAAGAUGAAGCUUUCGACGAAGCAGAGAAAAGAUUCAGACUCCAGGAGCGACUGAUCAAAUCCUUCAUCAGGGACAUCUCUCUGUAUCUGCAGCAUAUAAGGGAAUCUGCUUCAGUAAAGGUGCUGGCCGCGAUCAGCUUCUGUGACAUCUACACAGAACGCCAUCAGCAGAUGGAUCCUGAACGUUUUCAGAGAGCUCAUCGUUGCGUCAGCGACAAACAGUUCACUGAGUUUAAGGAGAGGACAGAAGCUCUGGUCAUCACUCCUCUCACCCAGCUGCUCAACAUGUUUGCUGGGCCGCAUAAACUGGUUCUGAAACGCAGAGACAAGCUGCUUGACUACGACAACUGUAAGGAGCGUGCCGAGAGACUGAAGGACAAACGCGUUCAGGAGGAGCUCCAGGCCGCAAGGAAUAACUACGAAGCUCUAAACGCCCAGCUGCUGGACGAGCUGCCGAAGUUUCACCACGCGGCCGGAGAGCUCUUCACCAGCUGCGUGAGAGGCUUCGCACAGGCCCAGAGAGACUUCAUCUCACUCACGGUGGGAGAGCUCAGACCACUUCUGCAGCUGUCUGGAUUGGGAGGUACAGAAGGGAAUCUGCUGUCCUUGUUUCAGGAGGAACACACACGUGUGUUGGAUUUACUGCAGAGCUUCAGUUUCUUCCCUGACAACCUUCCCACUACCGUACGCAAGACAUUUGACAAGAAGACUCUGGAAAAGCAGAACUCCAAGAAACAGCAAGGCCCUCCGAACUACGUACUACAGACGGACAAGCACCGAGCCGGGCUUCUGGCUAGAUACGGUCCUGAAAACCUCUACAAGGCUGAAAGAAACUUUAAUGCAGCACAGGACCUGGAUGUGUCCGUACUGGAGGGAGACAUAGUGGGUGUCAUCAAACAAGCAGACCCAAUGGGCAGCCAGAACCGAUGGCUGAUAGACAAUGGAGUUACGAAGGGCUUUGUGUAUAGUUCCUUUCUAAAACCAUACAACCCACGGACGAGCCAGUCAGAUGUUUCCAUUGAGAGUCAGUCAUCAAAUGAGUCGGGUUAUGGUGGCUCGUCCCCAAUGUUCUCACGACAGAACAGCAACAGCACUCUAACCUUUAACCAAGAGACAUCGUCUGUCAGCUUCUCAACGGCCACACCUCCACUCCAAGCACGCACUCGUCCGAGCCAAGACACCACGCCCAGGAAAAACAGAGAGGCUUCCAGCAAUCAUAGGGAUUCCCUUGAUGCUACUUACAGAAACUCACCCAAUCUCAAAGAACUGUCUGAGACAGCUUAUCGAAAUAGCAGAGACUACUCGGAACCUUCUUACAGAAAUACUACCAAUCACAGAGACUCUUUGAACUCGGGUCAGAGCACUCCAACCAAUCACAGGGACCUCUCAGACUCCGAGACAGAUUCCUCCAAUAAGAACUCGUCUUCCAGGUACAACGACUCGCAUGGUUCUUACGGCUCACAGCCGAGACAAAAUGGAGACUGUUUGGUAGAGAAGAGCCCACAGUAUGCUCCUGAGGAAUAUAUAGAUCCAGAACCUGAAGCCGAGCUGGAUGGCCACCAGAUAUAUUAUGCAAUCUACUCAUUCAGUGCACGGUGUGCCAAUGAGCUCAGCAUUUCAGCCAAUCAGAGGGUCCGUAUCCUUGAGUUCCAGGACAUGAAUGGAAACCAGGAGUGGUGGCUGGGUGAGGCAGGGGGACGAAGAGGUUACGUCCCAUCCACCUACAUCCGCAAAUCAGAGUACACAUGAUCCCCAGCUAUACCAGACCCUUACAGCCAACUCAGUGAAAAACACUACAAUAGGACAUGUAUGUGCCUUAACUGUUGAGGAGAUGCACUGAUGCGGUGAACUGCUUAUUGAAAGAAAACAUCAUAACAAUGGCAUUUAAUGCUUCAGUCGCUGUAGGAGCGAAUGUAACUCCUGUGUGCCUCCUAAUGGUCACAGAAGGAAUAUCAGACGACCGUGCAUGUGAAACCUGGAGUGGAAAACAAAUAGUUGGGACUGUGAAAUAUUUUGGGGUGGUCAAACCUGCUCUUCUCGAGCAUUCCGGUUAUAGUAUUAGCGCUUACAUGCUCUGUAGAGAGCGUAGAUCUUUAUAAGGUUUAAGAGUGGAUGACUUGUUUUUGGCAUGUGUAUAAGACGCUGGAAAGAGACUGAGGUUGAUCUUCCGGGACUGGCAGGGUGCUGAUGCCUGUACGUGUGAGUGCGUGUUUUGUGUGUUAGUCAGAGACAAAUUCAUUUGGUUGAGUGUGUGGUUUUUUGAGAUGUUACCACCCAUCAUUUGACAAUCAGUGCAACUAGAGAGAAAAAUGAUGGUAACCUGCCAUGUGAUCAAUGUGAACAAAAUCUAAAGUGUUUGGAUUUAGCCUCCAUUACGACUCUCAGAUCAUAGCGAUAUUAUCACUGGUGACCAUUUCAUAUUCCUAAAAAAACACGAAAUGCAAAUGACACUUUUUUAAAGGUACAGUGUUUUUUUACCUUUUUAUUUUUUGAUAGCGUUGAGUUUGCACUUGUGAAUGUAUUUUGUGCCGUGGCACCGGUGAGCUCAUGUUGAAACCAACAUCCUUAAAUAUGAUCCUGUCAUAUUUAUCUCUGAUGCUGUUAUAUACUGAGAAUGUACUUCUGCACUCCAGUGUCAACUGAUCUGUUUCUCCUCUUUUGAAUAAAAAACAAA
Messenger RNA from Triplophysa rosa, 6267 nucleotides. RefSeq names its product dynamin binding protein (gene dnmbp). The transcript is spliced from 17 exons. Gene Ontology annotation, cellular component: cytoplasm. Bases 345 to 5342 code for a protein of 1665 amino acids. NCBI's taxonomy places the organism in Eukaryota, Metazoa, Chordata, Actinopteri, Cypriniformes, Nemacheilidae. Gene Ontology annotation, biological process: intracellular signal transduction. Gene Ontology annotation, molecular function: guanyl-nucleotide exchange factor activity; protein binding. The record is from RefSeq and is a predicted model, not a curated record.